AGGGGUCCAGACCAAUACCCUGUAAUCAGUACGGCCAUGAGGAAAGAAGGAUAUGAGUCAUGUGCAGGAAAUGUUGAAAUCCACAAUAAAAGGAAGUAUGGUUCAAAUGGUUAAGAUAUAAAUCUAAGAUACAUGUGAGGAAGAGUUAUAAUUUUUGUGAAAUCGCUGAUUAAAUCAUGGCUUUUCUGCUGAGUACCUUAGUGCUGCUUUUAGGAGUCCAAGGUACCGAUUCUUUAUGGACAGUACAGAAGAUAACAGCUCAAAUUGGGGGAUCUGUCACCAUUCCCUGUCACUAUCAUAAAAUGCACAAAGAUCUUCCUAAGUAUUGGUGCAAAGGAAAGAACUGGCUUUUCUGCAGGACAAUACAACCAACCAGCCAAGAGAAGCAACCAGGCAUCAGCUUUUACAACAGCCCAGAUGAACUGGUAACAACCAUGACGAUGACAAACCUACGUAGCAGUGAUUCAAAUCGCUAUUGGUGUACUGUGAGGACUCAAGGUUCUGUUUUUAGAACAUCUCUAGAACUUACCGUCACUGAGGGUACUCCAGAUCUGUCAGUGGCCAGCAACAGGGUGUCAGGUGAAGAGGGCGGCAAUGUUACCGUCCAAUGUCUGUACAGUGACAAACUUACAGAUGAUGAGAAAAAAUGGUGCAGAAGUGGAGAAUUGCACUCCUGUCAAACAGCUCAGGAUAUAGAGCCAUCCCCUGGUGCAGCUUUACAGAUAAAUGAUACAAAUGAUGGUGUUUAUACAGUGACACUGACAGGACUGAAGAAGACAGAUUCAGGCUGGUUUUGGUGUAUGGCUGGGGGAGUGCAGGCUCCUGUUCAUAUUAAUGUACAUUCAAGGCAACUCACUACAGAUGCCAGAACAAGACCUUCCACAUAUACCACAGCACCAUCCUUCACUUCAGCUGUGGAUGUACACAACCAUAAUUCAGUCACACCUCUUGUACACACAAAAUCACAAAGUACUUCGAUUCAGACUGAAAAACCUGACCAGACAUCUACAGCAUCACCAAAGCAGUUUUAUUCUACAAUACAGUCCUCAACCUAUCUAACUACAACAGAGAACUCAAAAGAGAACCCAUUUCACAGCACUGGUACCAUUAGGACACCACUAACCAGUAGAUCAACAACUCCAUAUGUUGGUAGUAACUCUACAGUUACUGUAUCCUCUAAGGAUGUGAUAUUUGAACCCACACCCACUUAUGAAAGCAGAGACCUUAAUUGGGAGAUUGCACUAGUUUGUGGAGGGCUGCUUAUAUUCUUUGUGUUAUCUGGAGUUUCUUGGAAAUUGUGGUCAUGGCAUAAAAAGGCGAUCACAAGGGAGGAAGCAACAGAAAUAACAACAGACCUCCAUGCAAACGACAAAGAUGAUCUACUGGUCAAUGAAUGGACAAAUACUUCAGUUGUGCAGUUCAGCACGGACUCAAACACUGUCGUAAUAUCAUAAACUGUUGUAAAGUUGAGACCCCUGGAACACAAAGAUGGACUAGAGCAAUGGUUUUCAAUCCUAGUUCUGGGAACCUGUCGCUCUGCACAUUUUGUAUGGGUGCAUCUGAAUCAGCUCCCUAGCUUGUGAAUCAGUAUAUCGUGUACACAAAUUCGGUACUAGUGACUGCGAGGACAAUAAGGACCCAGGCUCAUUACACAUUGGGACACUGAUGGUGACAUGACAACACCCUUGUUGUACAAUGUCAUUAUUUACAACAUAACAGCAGAACAAAUAUUUUCUGACAUUUUUUUUAAUGUUAUUUAAAGUACAUUAUUUUUACAUAUAGCUAAAUGUUAGCUAGAUUAUGUUCAUUACAUGUCUAGCAAUGUAUGAUUAUACUGAAAUAUAAUUAACCCUCAUCCUCUCCUCGCAAAUUGUAACAAAUCUUUCCCUUGCAGGUCAAAAUGACCUGAAGCCCUAAAGUUAUUUCUUUUUUUUUUUUUUUGUCCAGAAAGCUUAUUUCAUUCCAUUUUUAUAUUUUUUUUCAAUUUUUAAUGCAUGCAUAUAUAUAUAUAUUAUAUAUGAUAUUUCAUGACUCUUGCCACUAGAUGGCCUCAUGGAACAAAUGAAAAAGUUGUUCUGCAUUGUAAAUGAAAAAAAUUGGGGGGAAACAACAUUGCCCCCGUUUUAUGACCUCUUGUUCAUUUUAAUGGAAUUCCUAGGAGUGGGUGUGUGCGUGCAUGUGAGUGUUCUAUAGUCUCAUGCCUUCAUUUGUGUGUGUGUUUGUUCUAGAUUGUUCCAGAUUUAUUUUAUAUGUUUCUGACAAAUAAAAAAUCCUCACAUUCCAUUAA
This is a messenger RNA of Ctenopharyngodon idella (grass carp), 2287 nucleotides long. RefSeq lists its product as uncharacterized. The coding region runs from base 177 to 1454 and encodes 425 amino acids. Lineage: Eukaryota; Metazoa; Chordata; Actinopteri; Cypriniformes; Xenocyprididae. The record is from RefSeq and is a predicted model, not a curated record. The transcript has 7 exons.